Messenger RNA from Humulus lupulus (European hop), 1380 nucleotides. RefSeq lists its product as uncharacterized. The transcript has a single exon. The coding region runs from base 1 to 1380 and encodes 459 amino acids. NCBI's taxonomy places the organism in Eukaryota, Viridiplantae, Streptophyta, Magnoliopsida, Rosales, Cannabaceae. The record is from RefSeq and is a predicted model, not a curated record. Gene Ontology annotation, molecular function: zinc ion binding.
AUGACGAUUAUGCAAAACAAUCACAUGCCAAUAACAUAUUGGAAAGCUUGGAAGGGGAAAAAACUUGCAAACAACCUUCUUAGAGGUUCACUUGAAUUAAGUUUUCAAAAUCUUCCAACUUACUUAUACAUGGUUCGAAAGAUGAAUCCAGGUACGAUCACGCAUUUGGAGGUGGAUGAAGAUUCUAAAUUCAAAUAUGUUUUCCUAGCAUAUGGAGCAUGCAUCAAAGGAUUUUGUUGCAUGAGAAAGGUUAUUGCGAUGGAUGGAACUUGGUUGAAGACCAAGUACAAAGGUGUAAUGCUCAUUGCAACAGCACAAGAUGGUAAUUUUCAUCAAUAUCCUAUUGCUUGGGCUAUGGUUGAUUCAGAGAAUGAUGCUUCGUGGUCAUGGUUCCUUACAAAGUUACAAGAACUUAUACCAGAUGAUAGUGAUUUAGUCUUUAUUUCAGAUAGAAAUCAAAGCAUCAUCAAUGGGGUGUCAAAUAUUUAUAGGAAGUCACAACAUGAGCAUUGUAGGUGGCAUCUGUCUCAGAAUAUUAAAGCACGUGUCAGAGUUAAAGAUGUCAUAAAAUUAUUCGAAGAAACUGCCAAUGCUUAUAAAGUUUCCGACUUCAACAAACUCUAUGAUAAAUUAAAGAAUAAAUAUCUCAUAGCAGUGAAGUAUCUUGAAGAAUCAAAUCUCACACUUAGUAAAUGGGCAAGAUCUCACUUUACAGGCUGUCGGUACAAUAUUAUGACUACGAAUGGUGCAGAAUCUAUUAAUGCAGCACUGAGGGAACCUAGAGAGUACCCUAUCAUUGCGUUGUUGGAGGCUAUGCAGGCAAAAGUCUCUGAGUGGUUCAACAAUCGCCACAAUAUUGUGGCAUCUAUCAAUACAAAGUGUACACCUUUAACUCCAAAGGCAGAGAAUAUUAUUCGAAAAAGAUUCAAGAAAGCAUCGGAAAUGAAUGUGAAGCAACUUAACCGAUUUGAGUAUGAGGUUACAGGUAAAGAAAAUGAUGCCAUAAUUGAUUUAGGUCAAAGACAAUGCUUAUGUCGUGUCUUUGACCUUGAUCAACUUCCAUGUGUGCAUGCAUUAGCAUCAUAUGAGCAAGCUGGAAUAGAAUUGUAUGAUUUGCACUCUAAUUAUUAUAAGUUGGAAACUUGGGCGUUCGCUUAUGUUGAUACCAUUUAUCCAGUCCCUCAACAAGAAGAUUGGGAUAUCAAUGAAGUUGAAGUAUUGUCGAAGGUAUUGCCUCCAAAUAUCCCAAUCAAGCGUGGUAGAGCGAAAUUGAAAAGAAUCCCAUCAAUUAGCGAGGGAAAAAUGGAUAAAAAUGUGUGGUUUAUGCGGGCAGCCUGGUCACUCCAAAAAAACAUGCCCCUCACGAGCCACAACAUCUAA